This is a messenger RNA of Periconia digitata, 1711 nucleotides long. NCBI's taxonomy places the organism in Eukaryota, Fungi, Ascomycota, Dothideomycetes, Pleosporales, Periconiaceae. The record is from the annotation of a GenBank genome assembly.
UGUAUCAAUGUGAUAUUGUACUGUAUUGUAUGUAUGUAUGGUAUUGCUUGCUUACCAUAUGGAUGAGCAAAGUAACAAUGCCCGCACCGAAACACUUGGUCAGCUCCUCCCUCUCUGUACUGCUGCACUGCACCUCGUUUGCAGCUAGACUUCAAAAGCAAUUAACACCAAGGCCUGGUCUUGUCGACCAAUCUGUUUGCUGCUUAUAUACCAACAUCUGGACUGGCUGCUGCUGCUGCUGCUACUACUGGCGUGCUUAAGUACUUAGUACUCCAGUACGUAGACAUUACGACUUGUCCCUCUGGUUGCCAGGUCGUCGAAACAAUAGCGCGGCCUGUGCUGAUGGGAACUCGAAGCUAACUACUGGCUGGUCUCUGCCUGAUCCAUUACAUCGUACCCAGCCAGGCUCUCCCUUCCCAACGACGAGAGCACAGUCCACAUUCCUUUUGCCGACCCAGCUCCUCCCACCACCCUUCCUCUGCCCUCCAGUCGAGUGCAACGUCUGCGAGAGACCUCCUUUGAACCUUUGUUCAUCGCUCGCAACGUCUCCACCACAAUGGCGUCAACCGACCAGCCCGCCGAGGUUGCAAGCAAGGUGUUGCGGCGAGCCCAGGUCUCAAAGAUGACCCGCACCCUUCAGAACCGCCUCGCUCUCGCCAAUGUCAAGAUCAAGCACGGAUGGCAAGACCUCUCUCUCGAUCAUUUGGAGCCGCGAGUCGACGUCGAGCUCAAGCGGAAACGACCCGGCUCCAGCAACCUCUCGGAUGCAUCCAGCGUCUCCGAGCGCUUCUAUCCCAGCAACGCACUCGACUCCUCGCCCCUCCAAGCCCCCAUAUUCUCAGAUGAUGUUCGCCCGUCAAACAGCCGGACUGGCAGCAGCCACAGUCAGAGCAAGCGGCCACGCUACUCCCAAACCUUCAACAGAUACCCCGGCUCCUCCAACCACACCCGCGCCAAAGUGCGGACGUCGGCUUCGACUUCAUGGAAAAACAGCUUCCAAUUGCCUGAAUCGUCGCCCGUCUAUCACCGUAGGCAUGCUCGCUUUGGCCGAACAACCCACGCCCCCAGCCUCUCCUUCGUCUCCGAGACUUCUACCGUCCCCGACGACCGUCGCUCGCCCCUCCUAUCCGAAGAUGACGACGAAGACCUACCCAUAUCCUCCUUCCAGAUCAACCGUAGCUCCCACAUGCCAUCUACUCCACCAAGGGCUCCUCGAACCCCCCCUCUCGGUGGUCGGUCGUUCCGUCUUCGUCAGAAUGGUUUCAAUGCUGCUGGUGCUGUUCGCGAAGGUCAAAAGGGUGACCGGGACGCCGACUUGCUCAUGUCCUUUGCUACAUCACCGUCCCCCGCCCGUCACGGAUCGUCGAAGCCUCGCAUCGUCGAACCAUCCACACCCCCUUCGAAAUCUACACCGCUUCCGUCGUCCAUGAUGUCCACCCCUGGCGGCGGAGCCGGAUCUUUCCCAUCUUUUGGUCUACAGACGCCUUCUACCAACAUCAACUUUGCCGACUUCCUCAACAUGUCGCCCAGUCCUGCCCAGCCCACCAAUUCAUGGAACCGAACACCAAUUGCCUCGAAGACGCCCGUUGCUACACGUGAAGCACGGCGAAGGCUCAAUUUCGAUACCCUACUGCCCCCUACCAGCGACUCCGCGCGGAUCGGCAAAGUCGAUGGUCUUGGCAUGGAUCUGGGCGGUGAGCUUGUGUCCUAG